GUAAAAAGCAUGGCCACCAGAUAGCAUCUAGCAUUGGAAAAAAAACUCUGUGGUUGAACAUUAUAAGAGCAUCAGAACCAUGGCGCCCUACCUAGACUGGCUUCAGUCCCACUGGAUCUGGUUGAGUCUGGUUUUACUCCGGUUCUCUCUGGUUUUCCUUCCACAACAAGGAUACAUACAUCCGGACGAGUUUUUCCAGAGCACAGAAGUGGUAGCAGGUGAUGUUUUGAAUAUAUCGGUGCUGCGGAGCUGGGAAUUUUCUGCAGGACUGCGAUCUGUACCAACUAUCUACUUCCUGUCAGGUCCCUGGUUUUAUCUGAUGAGGGGGAUUUCCCAGUUAAGGACGUCCUACUGGGCGGUGGUGCUGCCACGGCUCAAUGCCUGCCUCCUCAGUGUGGUGGUCGACAUCGCGGUAGCUUGUGUUUGUGGUUUGUUUUGUUUGGAGAGUAAAAACGUUCUCCCUAUCUUAGCAUCGUCCUACAUAAUGUUUACAUAUUUAACGAGAACAUUCUCCAAUUCUAUGGAAACUGUGGUUUUCUCCCUUCUGUUUAUGUUGGUGAUGAAAACAGUGAAAGAUAUACAAGCAAACAAAGAGUCUAGAGAGACUCGGAAGGAAGAGCAUGAUAGGUACCAGAGGAUGUCUCUAGAAGAGUUCCGAAACAAACAUAAUGCAGAUUCAGCAGGAUGUAAACAUAUCACAGACCUUUCCAUUUUGACUUUUUUCUGGAUAGGAUUUUUAUCAGCUUUAGGACUAUUUGUUAGACCAACUUUUGCAGCUUUCAGUGUGGGCCCCAUUUUGUGGCUGAUUAUGACUGUCUUGAAUGCUGAAGAUAGUGUAAUGUCAUGUCUUUUUGCUAUGACCGUUGGUGCAUUUAUUCCUUCCCUUGUAAUGGUUCUUAUUGACACACAAUACUACAGUGGAAAAACAGUGCUAGACAUUGUUUCGGCAUUUAGACAGUGCGUAGUGACUUCAGAAAAAGUUACUGAGUGCUGGGAGGAUUUCUUCAAGCUGUUUGUUGUAACUCCCCUGAAUUUUAUAAAAUACAACACAGACCCUAACAACCUAUCCUCCCACGGACGACAUCCCCUGUACACACAUCUUGUGGUCAACUUACCCAUUUUGUUUGGACCUUCAGUGGUGAUAAUGCUUGUAGAAGUCAAAAGACUACUUUUAAGACAGUCCCCAUCCCUUCGUUGUGUCCUGUUGAGUUUUGUGAUGGUCCCUGUUAUUAUUCUGUCCAUGUUUCCCCAUCAAGAGCCGAGGUUUCUAAUCCCAGUUUUACCCCUAGUGGUCCUCCUGUGUUCCUCCACUCUGCAGAGUGUUCCAUACAGAAAAUUAUUUUUCUCCUUGUGGUGUAUAUUUAACAUUACCUGUACACUGUUCUAUGGAGUUUUUCACCAAGGAGGAGUUAUUCCCCUUUUAUCAUACAUAGAGAAACACACACACGACCCUCCUGCAGUGUUCACUCAUCAGGACCGACUUUUUUUCUUCCAUACCUACAUGCCUCCAAGGUCUCUGUUGCUUAGCAACUCUUCUCUAGAACAAAUCAUGGAUCUCCAGGGCUCCUCCAUGGAGAAGCUUGUCGAUGACAUCAGAACUCAACACAGCGGUGACAGUUAUGUAGUACUUCCAGGGACUCAGCUAGAGGAGUUUUCUCAGCAGAACAUCAGUUUCGUGGUCACUAAGGUGUUUCCCCUUCACCUGUCUAUGGAGGACCCCCCUCCUUUGGGGAUUGUCAGGGAAUUAUGGGAGAAUUUUACAGGAACCUCUAGGAAGCUCUCAGACUUACUAUCAUUGUAUCUUAUCAAAUUAAAUAACUAACACCAGACUUGUAUUUAAUACAGAAACAAGUAUUUAUAAGUAACUCCUUGUUUUGCAACAUUGUUGCCCAAUUUUGGGCACCUGAGUUUUUGGGAGAAAUGGUUAAUUAUCCCAUGAUUUAUUACAUGUAAAUGUACCAGUAUAUUCAAUUUAUUGUAUGAUUCAUAUACACUUCAUAAAAAUAUAUACAUUUUCAAUAACUUUUUAUAUGGUAAAAUAGCUUACAAAGAAAUCCAUUGUGGCUUGUGCAAUUAUUUUUCUUUUUGUAAUUAUUAUUAACUUUAAUACUCGGUUAUACUUAUAUCUGUGGUUUACAUUUGUUUGUCUGUGUACAAUGUUAUGAAUCUCAUCACAUAUUGCCAUCUUUAUUGCUUUCUGCAAUCCGAAAAUCAAUGUUGUUUUUGUAAAAAUUAGCAUGAUAAAAUGUACGAUUUAAUAAUUAUUCCGACAUUUUACAUGUUAUCCUUCAUUGAAAAGUAUUUUAUGUAUACUUUUAUCUAGAUACAUGUGAAUUAAAUUUUGAUAUAACCUGAUGACAAAGUUUGAUAGUGAAAUGAACAUGUUUUUUAUCAUGUAACCAGAAUUCUAAAUUGUUAAAUAGAUGUUUCUUGUUUUGGCUAGAUAAGAAUGGUGCACACAGGUCUGCAUUAGAGAAGUUGUAUAGAGGCAGCUAAAGAUUAUCAUUCAGUUUAAUAACAUUUUGAAAAACUAAAUUAUUUUGGAACCGUCAUAUGUUCAAGUUGCUCAAAUAUCAGUGAUCAAUUUUAUAGUACAUGUACAUAUUUGAAUUUUGAUAAACAUAUAACAGUUUAAUACUAUACAAAGUCAAAGGUUUGUCCCAUUUUUAGCUCACCUGAGCCAAAGGCUCAAGUGAGCUUUUCUGAUCAAAAUUUGUCCGUCGUCUGUCGUCGUCGUUGUUGUUGUCGUCGUAAACUUUUCACAUUUUCAUCUGCUUCUCAAGAACCACUGGGCCAAAUUCAACCAAACUUGGCACAAAGUAUCCUUGGGUGAAGGGGAUUCAAGUUUGUUCAAAUGAAGGGCCACGCCCUUUUCCAAGGGGAGAUAAUCAUGAAUUUGUUAAAAAUUAAUGGCAUUUUUAAAAAAUCUUCUUCUCCAGAACCACUGGGCCAGGAAAGAUGAAACUCAUGUGGAAUCAUCCUCAGGUAGUGCAGAUUCAAAUUUGUUCAAAUCAUGAUCCACGGGGCUAGGGUGGGGCCAAAAUGGCCGACCCAAGUUUUACAUAGGGAUAUAUAGGGAAACCUUUAAAAUCUUCUUUUCAAGUACUUUAAAGCUAUGAUUAGUGAUAUUUAUAUGGAAUCAUCCUCAGGUAGUGUAGAUUCUAGAUUGUUCAAAUGAUGAUUGCCUGGAGGGGGGGGGGGAGGAAAUUCAAGCCUGAUGUGCUCAGGUGAGCGCUGUGGCCCCUGGGCCUCUUGUUAGUAGUUUGAACUUAUAUAUACACAUUUGUUACACAUUGAAAGGUAACAAUUUUACACUGUGGGUAACAUAUCAUGUGUACGUAUAAAGUUUUCAAAAAAUAGACCUCUAUUGGCAAUGGCAUGCAGAUUUUGAAAUAUGUAGAAUGUAUGGUACAUGUACAAGUGUGCACAAUUAUAUUCUCCUGCUGUCAAAUGUUGAUGCAA
Messenger RNA from Saccostrea cuccullata (small rock oyster), 3462 nucleotides. Its product is annotated as GPI mannosyltransferase 4-like. The transcript is spliced from 3 exons. NCBI's taxonomy places the organism in Eukaryota, Metazoa, Mollusca, Bivalvia, Ostreida, Ostreidae. Gene Ontology annotation, molecular function: alpha-1,2-mannosyltransferase activity. The record is from RefSeq and is a predicted model, not a curated record. Bases 80 to 1822 code for a protein of 580 amino acids. Gene Ontology annotation, biological process: GPI anchor biosynthetic process. Gene Ontology annotation, cellular component: endoplasmic reticulum membrane.